AUGUCGGGACACACGUUGCUGCUGGAGGAUGACGGUGUUCCGACGGUUCAGGUGCCCUUCACCACCGGCCAGAAGCUAAGGGAGUACUGCAAGUUUCCGGACGCCGCGGCGCAGGUGUCGUUCCGCGGCACGCUCGUCGACGUUGCUGGGGCACCAAUGACGGCCUACUUCUCGAGCCGAGGCCCCAGCUCCAACCCGUCCGUCCUCAAGCCCGACAUCCUCGCGCCGGGCCUGAACAUCCUCGCCGCCGGGAUCGAGACAGAGAGGCCUUUCGUAUUCAUGUCCGGGACGUCCAUGGCCACGCCCCAUGUCAGCGGCGUGGCUGCCCUGCUGAAGGGGCUCCACCCCGAUUGGUCACCGGCGGCCCUUCGGUCAGCCAUUGUGACGACGGCCUCCGCGUACGACAACGUCGGGGAUGUCAUCCUCGACAAGCAGAAGCAAAGAGCCUCGCUCUUCGACAUCGGCGGCGGUCACAUCACACCCCAGGCCGCCGCCGACCCCGGCCUCGUCUACGAGAUGAACGCCACGGACUACGGCGCGUUCCUGUGCAACGUGCUCGCCGGCCCCCACGAUGACAUACAAGACCUGAUCGGCGAUCAGGGGCUGAACUGCUCCACCCUUCCCGCCGGCGUUCAGGGCUUCCAGCUCAACUACCCAAGCAUUGUGGUGCCGGCGAACACCACGGUUCAGCGGACGCUCACCAGAGUUGGGCCGGCAGAUGGAGGGGAGACGUACUACCUCUUUGUGUACAUGAGGGACCCCUCGGUGAAAGUGAACGUCUCGCCCCGGACGCUUGAAUUCAGCAAUCCCGGCGACAAGCAGAUCUUCCUUGUCUCCGGCGAAUACCAAGGCAAGAACAAGACGGUUGAAGGCGUUUUGAUCUGGAAUACUGCCCACCACCAGAUCAAUACCCGCAUGGUCGUCCACAUAUGA
Molecule: messenger RNA, 933 nt
Organism: Triticum turgidum subsp. durum (durum wheat)
Lineage: Eukaryota; Viridiplantae; Streptophyta; Magnoliopsida; Poales; Poaceae
Source: the annotation of a GenBank genome assembly